Ziziphus jujuba (common jujube) is the source of this 1176-nucleotide messenger RNA. RefSeq names its product actin-related protein 2/3 complex subunit 3. Lineage: Eukaryota; Viridiplantae; Streptophyta; Magnoliopsida; Rosales; Rhamnaceae. Gene Ontology annotation, molecular function: actin filament binding. The transcript is spliced from 5 exons. Gene Ontology annotation, cellular component: Arp2/3 protein complex; cytoskeleton. The record is from RefSeq and is a predicted model, not a curated record. Gene Ontology annotation, biological process: regulation of actin filament polymerization; Arp2/3 complex-mediated actin nucleation. Bases 248 to 772 code for a protein of 174 amino acids.
ACUUCUUCUGUAGCUGCUGCUUUCGUCCCCGUAUAAGCAAUCGUCUUCUCUCUCUCUCUCUCUCUCUCUCUCUCUCUCGUUGGAAGCUCCAAACUACCUCCUUUACAGGCCGAUUUCGAAGCAUUUUCCUACCCUGUUCUUCCAAAGUGAAAAAUCCAGAAAUUUGAUUGCAUUUGCGAGAAUCCUCGUUUUGGAAUUCGACUCCUUGUGAUUGUUUGGUACUCGCUUUUAUCUUAUCUGGCAAGAAAUGGUAUAUCAUUCGAGUUUUGUGGAUGAGGAAGGAAUUACUAAAGCUUGUGGAUGCCCUUUACUGCCUUUGAAAAGCCAUAUAAAGGGUCCUGCUCCUUCUUCAGGUCAAGAUCAAACUGAUAUUGUUGAUGAAGCAAUUACAUUCUUUCGUGCCAAUGUCUUCUUCAGAAACUUUGAUAUUAAGAGCUCAGCCGAUAAGCUCCUGAUUUAUCUAACGUUCUACAUUAAUGUGGCUUUAAAGAGGCUUGAAGGUUGCAGAACUUUGGCUGAAGGAACCAAGGCGAUCAUUAACCUGGGCCUGGAAAAUGUUCCUGUGCCUGGUGAGUCUGGUUUUCCUUUUCCAGGCCUUUUCCCCCUUCCUCAGUCUCAGCGAGAAGCAGAACUACUCAGAAAUUAUCUAAAGCAGAUAAGGGAAGAAACAAGUGGGAGAUUGUUGAGUGUUGCUUAUAGACACAAUGGGACUCCAAAUAAGUGGUGGUUGGCAUUUGCCAAAAGGAAAUUCAUGAACAUUAUUGUUCCUUAAAACAGUUUGUUGUAGAGCAUAUUCAAUCAAAAGGUCACAUAUUGAUAUGAUAAGAACAUUUGUGAACAUCUUCUGCAUACCGAGGCAACUCUGGGGAUGCAAAUCAGGGAAUUAGCGCUGUUAGGGAUGGUUAAUUGCACUACUCAGUUAUAUAUAUAUAUAUAUAUAUAUAUAUAUAUAUUCUUCUUUUGAAGAAUGUUGUAUCGGACCAAAAUCUAGGCCAUGAUGUAUUUUUAUGCAAUAUUUGUUAGGUAUAUAAAAUGUCUAGUGUCAUUGUUUUCCUCUAAAACGGGUUCUUAAUCAUCCCGUUCCCUGUACACGAGGCGGAAACUGAAAUUUGACGUUUUUGUUGUGGGCUUUGUGUUUGAGAAUAGAGAGCAAAGAACAAGUUCAUUUACAAUUAA